AUGCGCUUCUUCUGUGCCGCCGUGCUGGCGAUAUUUCUUAUGGGGAUAAUUGAAGCUCUCGCGCCCAUCGAUUCCACCAACUCUGAAUCCAGUUCACGCUCAGUGCCUCGUUUCGUUGUUGGAGCUGCAUCGAGACGCUUGAGGUUCCAAGACGCAGCUACCAUGGAGGAAGAUGGCAGUGACGACAAAGCAGGCGAAGAGAGGACUGGCAGCAUCCCAAGCUUAUAUCGUCAAGUGUCGGGAAGUUGA
Messenger RNA from Phytophthora sojae, 249 nucleotides. RefSeq lists its product as hypothetical. Bases 1 to 249 code for a protein of 82 amino acids. The record is from RefSeq and is a predicted model, not a curated record. NCBI's taxonomy places the organism in Eukaryota, Oomycota, Peronosporomycetes, Peronosporales, Peronosporaceae. The transcript has a single exon.